Lasiosphaeria miniovina is the source of this 762-nucleotide messenger RNA. RefSeq names its product triosephosphate isomerase. The transcript is spliced from 2 exons. The record is from RefSeq and is a predicted model, not a curated record. Gene Ontology annotation, molecular function: triose-phosphate isomerase activity. Gene Ontology annotation, biological process: glyceraldehyde-3-phosphate biosynthetic process; gluconeogenesis; glycerol catabolic process. NCBI's taxonomy places the organism in Eukaryota, Fungi, Ascomycota, Sordariomycetes, Sordariales, Lasiosphaeriaceae. Gene Ontology annotation, cellular component: cytosol. Bases 1 to 762 code for a protein of 253 amino acids.
AUGUACUUUAGCGCGGCGCGCACCGAGGCGUUUGUGCGCGAGCUGCUGGGCCUCAUGUUCGCAGACCCGGCCCACGAGUCCUUGCCGCUGCUCGACAGCGUCGACGUGUUCGUCAUCCCGGACCACGUGACGCUGGCGGGCGUGGUCGCGCAGGUCGCACAUCACGGAAUCAUGGUCGGCGCGCAGGACUGCCACAGCGAGGACGCCGGCGCGUUCACGGGCGCCGUGUCGCCGGCCGUGCUGGCCGAGGUCGGCUGCCGGCUCGUCGAGCUGGGCCACGCCGAGCGCCGCCGCCUGUUUGCCGAGACGGACGCGUCAGCGGCCGCCAAGGCCGCCGCCGUCGUGCGCAACGCCAUGGUCCCGCUCGUGUGCGUCGGCGAGGAACGAGAUGAUGAUGAAGACGAUGACGAACCGCACAUCGUGGCGGCGGCCGACGAAGUGCUGGUGCAAGUGCGCAGCGCGCUGGCGGCGGUGCCGGCCGACACCGACGUGGUGCUGGCGUACGAGCCCGUGUGGGCCAUCGGGGCCAGCGCGCCGGCACCCAUCGACCACGUACGAGCCGUUGUGCGCCGCGUGCGUGCCAGCGAUGCCGUGCGCGCGCGCGCCCCCGGCCGCACGCGUAUUGUCUAUGGCGGCAGCGCUGGCCCGGGCCUGUUCACGCGCAUCGCCCCCGACGUCGAUGGGCUGUUCCUCGGCCGCUUCGCGCACGACCCUGCCCAGUUCUUCCGCACCGUGUGCGAGGUUGCCCAAGCGCCGUGGUAG